Molecule: messenger RNA, 549 nt
Organism: Sinocyclocheilus grahami
Lineage: Eukaryota; Metazoa; Chordata; Actinopteri; Cypriniformes; Cyprinidae
Product: arf-GAP with coiled-coil, ANK repeat and PH domain-containing protein 3-like
Exons: 4
Molecular function (GO): GTPase activator activity
Source: RefSeq, a predicted model, not a curated record
UUAUGUUUUGACUGAUAGGGAUUAAGUUUUGUCUUUUGUCUGUCUCGCAGAAGACUUAACAGAACAAUAAGGGUCCUCAGUACUGACUGAUAAGCGCGAGAGACAAGAGUCAUGUUAUUGUGUGUGCUACUGACCUGCGUGAAUAGAGCUUCUCUGUUUUUUGCAUGACAGGAUUUUGCAUACGAUGACUCCAAAGUGGAAUUCAAUGUUGAUGCUCCUAACGGUGUCGUGAUGGAGGGAUACCUGUUCAAGAGGGCGAGCAAUGCUUUCAAGACAUGGAACAGGCGAUGGUUUUCAAUACAGAACAGUCAGUUAGUGUAUCAGAAGCGACUAAAAGACACUUUGACUGUGGUUGUGGAGGACCUGCGGCUUUGCUCUGUGAAACCAUGUGAGGACAUCGAGAGAAGGUUCUGUUUUGAAGUGGUGUCACCUACAAAGAGCUGUAUGCUGCAGGCUGAAUCUGAGAAGCUCCGUCAAGCUUGGAUUCAAGCAGUUCAGGCGAGCAUUGCGUCUGCCUACAGGGAGAUUUCUGAGAACUAUUAUAUUGAG